GAACUCUGGCACUUUAACAAAGUAGGCUUGAGACUCUAAGGAGACAAAGCUAAGUGUAAUGUAGUAUCCUGAGUGGGAUCCUGGGGCAGGGAAUGAUGUGGGUGAAAACUAAGGAAAUGUGAAUGAAACUAUGGUCUUGAGUUAAUGCAUUAGCAAUGGUGCAUUGAUUGUGUCAAAGGUGUCAAGCUAAGUAAUGUGUGCAGUGUGUGUAAAAUGAAUAUGUGGGGGGAGGCGGGGGCAGAGUACAUGGGAACCCUUUUCUGUCAGUCCAAAAUUGUCCCCUUAAAUAGGCUUGAGCUACCAUCCUUAAUUAUCUAUAUCUGCUGCCAGUCGUUAACCAAGAGUUGCUCAGAAUCCUUCUUUCUACUCCCUUGAGUACCUCCAGCCAGUAUCUUCCUAUUAGUCCUCCGACCUUGGCCCUUCCCAGGCCUCCCCCAUCCAACCUCCAGCACUCUAGGAUGUUCGGCUCAAUAUAGGGAGAACUUUGGGGCCUGGGGUGAAUGCUUGUCUGGGAGACAAUAGAAGUGAAGGAAGAAGAGGGAGAGGAGGUACUGGAAAGGAGAGGAGGUAAGAAAGAGGGAAUCAAUGGGCGAGGGGAGAGAGGGACAAGGAGAAAGGGCUUCCAGACUGAGCAGGGGUGUAGUUUCCUGCUGAUCUCACCAUGGCUGCCAGGGUAAUGUGAGUCGAGUCAGGCCAAAAAGAUGGGGAUGCUGGCUUGUAUUCUCUGACCUACUGGGGCUGUGCACAGGUGCAGGAGUCACAGCUUGAGGGUGGGCAUCCUAGAGGAUGGCAGAGCAGCUGCCGGCAGACCGGGACCCCUAGAUGCCAACUUCAGGAGCAACUCACAGGCUCUUUUAGAAACCCUCCCAUUGAGGAGCAUCUAUCAGCAAUAUAGGAUCCAUAUGCAUAAUACCAAACUCCGGACUCCACACUGAGAUUGAAAACAGAAUUUAACACCAGUGGCCAGAUUAUUAAAGGACUGAGUCACUAUUUUAAGGGGGAAUGGUAUGGGAUGAGAGCAUUUAAGGUUAGACAAUAUGGAGUGGUUAACAUAUAAAUAUGUACACAUCAUUAUUUUACAGUAGAGGGUGGAUAAAUUUCUCCUCGUGCCACAGAUCCCCUACAAGAGAGGAAGUAAAAUUUUAAUAGCACAAUAAGUGACAGUUAACUUUAAGAAAAAACUUUAUAGAUCAUGGAAUAGUCAUUAUAGGAAUUUCUGUAGAAGCCAUUAAAGGUUGAGUAUCUAACCAUUUUUUACAAAAUUAGAGCCAGGAUAUGAGCAAAAUAUUUCUAUGAAUUUAUAAUCACCUGUGAAAUUGCACUGGAAAUUUGCUUGGCAAGAGAGCCACAGCCAGAAAGCAGUGGAGGGAAUUUUUCCCUGUUGAGAGGGGAAAGGGGCUAAGGACAUUCCUUCCCCUCUAGGAACAUCAAACUGUGGUCCCGGGUUCAGUGGACAUACCUCUGUGGACAUUUGAAGAAGAUAGCUCUUGCCAUCUGCAGCUCUGCAAAUCUGUUAUUUCCCAAAAAAUGCAGGGCCGGGGAUUUAGCUCAGUGGUUUCCCUGCCUGCUGCGCAAGCACAAGGACCUGAGUUCGAUCCCUGGUACCAAAAAAAAAGUACUUUUCAAAAAAAUGCAACAUCCCACUUAUUUCUUGUCCCAAACGGUUAUAUUUCCUCUGGUGAUUUCUUGCCAGUGUAAUGUGUAUUUUAGAGCAGCUGACAUGGGCCUGAGGCCUUUUUCUUUACAGUGGAAUGAGUUUUACACUUUCUAUCAAGUUAAACCUCCCAUUGAGGCAGAAUUCUGUUUAUAAUCUUCUUUACAAAUAGCCAUUCAAAUCCUCUUUCUUUUAACUCCCAAAGAUGGGGAGCUAACUGUGCUGUGACACAGCCUCUCCCAUGACUGCAUAGUUGAACUUCCCUUAAUGGUUUGUUGUUGUUUUUGUAACUGAGUACUUAAUUCCUCUUCCAUAAGACUGUUUCAGAUUUUUGAAGACUGAUAUAUUUCCUUCAGUCUUCUUUUAUUCCAAACUAUAGUUCUUAGCUUCUUCGCACUAAUAUUUAGCCCCCCCCCCCCCAAGACUAGUCAACUUCCCCUGGGCGCAUUAAUCACUGACUUCCAUAAAGGACAGCCUCCGGGUAUGUGUGAACACAAUACACAGAAUAGAUCUGCCCUGAAGAAUCCUAACCUCCCUUAUCUGGACAGUUACCCUUCUAUUCAGUGAUAACACCAGGAUAAAACAUCUAAUCUGAUGCUAACUCUAAGCCUUAAAUAGAUUUGAAGUAAUGCUGUACAGGGGAUUGGUGAAAAAUGUUUAAAUCACAUAGAGGAAUCUUAAACAACUACUUUUGGAGGCUUUAGAUAAUUUCUAGACCUCAAAAAAGCCAAAAUGCAAGACCAAGAAUGUGGACUUGGGGCGCUGGCGCUGUCAUCUGAAGGGUCACUAGGUGUCUCUGAGGUACCCUCUCCGUCCCAAGCCCUAGAUCCUUGUUCUGCUUACAUCAGCUUGAAUGAGCCCUGGAGGAACACUGACCACCAAUUUGAUGAGUCUCAAGGUACGCCUCUGUGUGAUAACCAUGUGGAUGGGGAGUGGUACCGCUUCACGGGCAUGGCGGGGGACGCCAUGCCCACCUUCUGCAUACCAGAAAACCACUGUGGAACCCAUGCACCCAUCUGGCUCAAUGGCAGCCAACCCCUAGAAGGCGAUGGCAUUGUGCAGCGCCAGGCCUGUGCCAGCUUCAAGGGGAACUGCUGCCUGUGGAACACCACGGUGGAGGUCAAGGCUUGCCCGGGAGGCUACUACGUGUAUAGUCUGACCAAGCCCAGCGUCUGCUUCCAUGUCUACUGCGGCCAUUUUUAUGACAUCUGCGAUGAGGACUGCCACAGUGGCUGCUUGCACACCAGCCAGUGCACGUGCUCUCCAGGAACUGUGCUGGGCCCUGAUGGGCAGACGUGCUUUGAUGAAAAUGAAUGUGAGCAAAACAACGGUGGCUGCAGUGAGCUCUGCAUAAACCUGAAAAACUCCUAUCGCUGUGAGUGUGGGGUCGGCCGUGUGCUGAGAAGCGAUGGCAAGACUUGUGAAGACAUCGAAGGAUGCCACAAUAGCAAUGGUGGCUGCAGCCACUCUUGCCUUGGGUCGGAGAAGGGCUACCAGUGUGAGUGUCCCCGGGGUUUGGUGCUAGCUGAUGACAACCACACUUGCCAAGUCCCUGUGGUGUGCAAGUCGAACGCCAUUGAAGUGAGUGUCCCCAGGGAGCUGGUUGGUGGCCUAGAGCUCUUCCUGACCAACACCUCUUGCCGAGGAGUGUCCAAUGGCACCCACGUCAACCUCCUCUUCUCCCUCAAGACAUGUGGCACCGUGGUCGAUGUGGUGAAUGACAAGAUCGUGGCCAGCAACCUCGUGACAGGUCUCCCCAAGCAGACCCCGGGGAGCAGCGGGGACAUCAUCAUCCGGACCAGCGAGCUGCUGAUCCCGGUGACCUGUGAGUUCCCGCGCCUGUACACCAUCUCAGAAGGCUACGUACCCAGCCUCCGGAACUCCCCGCUGGAAAUCAUGAGCCGCAAUCACGGCGUCUUCCCCUUCACGCUGGAGAUCUUCAAGGACGACGAGUUCGAGGAGCCCUACCGGGAAGCACUGCCCAGCCUCAAGCUCCGCGACUCCCUUUACUUCGGCAUCGAGCCCCUGGUGCACGUGAGCGGCCUGGAAAGCCUGGUGGAGAGCUGCUUCGCCACCCCCACCUCCAAGAUCGACGAGAUCCUGAAGUACUACCUCAUCCGGGACGGCUGCGUUUCAGAUGACUCAGUGAAGCAGUACUCAUCUCGGGAUCACCUAGCAAAGCACUUCCAGGUUCCUGUCUUCAAGUUUGUAGGCAAAGACCACAAGGAGGUUUUUCUGCACUGCCGCGUUCUUGUCUGUGGAAUGCUGGACACGAGUUCCCGCUGCGCCCAGGGUUGUCACCGGCGAGUGCGUCGUGCGGCCGGAGAAGGAGAGGACACUGCUGGUCUGCAGAGCCAGAUACUGACGGGUGGCCCAAUCAGCAUCAACUGGGAACACUAGCUCCCCACACACUUCAGUCUGCUGUCCUCUCUGGAACUUCUGCCAUACCCUCUAAGGACACCUCAGAGGACCUCCUGGACACCUGGCUUCUUUAGGCCAUGUACUUCGAGUUUAGACAAACUCCCAGAACCCCUCACUGCUCCUGGUCCACAGGCUGGUACAAGUCACAGCACAGGUCACAGCUGUGCUGUCCGAUGUGGUCUGAGUGCGCCUUCAGCUUCCUAAUGUGGAAAACUAAGCUGUCCACAGAGGAAGCUUGCCCUACCUCCUCAGUCCUUUCCUACAACUAAACACCUUGUGUAUGAUGCAGUAGGACCACCCAAAUCAGAAACUGGUUAUAAUAUUAUAAUAUCUCAAAAAAUAAAUACUUACUAAAAUUAUAACUUAACUACUUAAUGAUCCCUAGAUAUGUAAAUAAUAAUCAUGCCUUAAAAUUUUAAUUCAAACACAGAAUAGUUAUAGGGGAUUUGGAAGUUUAUCAAUUAAACAAUGUAUAAUAAGGAAAUGUCUUUUGAUUUUUUUCUCUUGCAUAAUAUUUUUGGAUGUUUUUAUUGCCUUAGGUGAAAUAUUUUCACUUAAUAAAUAUUAAUAAAUUAA
Molecule: messenger RNA, 4651 nt
Organism: Heterocephalus glaber (naked mole-rat)
Lineage: Eukaryota; Metazoa; Chordata; Mammalia; Rodentia; Bathyergidae
Source: RefSeq, a predicted model, not a curated record